Molecule: messenger RNA, 1750 nt
Organism: Amoebophrya sp. A25
Lineage: Eukaryota; Dinophyceae; Syndiniales; Amoebophryaceae
Source: the annotation of a GenBank genome assembly
CUACGCUAGAAGCUGCCAUAGGUAUUAUUUUUGCGCAAGUAGAUCCAGCACCUGAUUUCUUAUCCCUUAUUCUUGAAGAUUCAUUUCGCUAGCAAACCACGAGGACCAAUCUUUCGAUUUUAUUUCCUAGAAGAGUCCGAAUCCGAUGAAAAUGGGAGACGACUCAAACCCGCACAUGCCUGAGGAGGAGGCGCCUGCCUCGGUGCCGGAUGCGCCGAAGCGUAAGUCGGCGUUUGCUUUGCAAAAGGAGCGUGCAGAGGCCAAAGCAAAGGCUAGGAUUGCGGAAAAACGAAAGGCUGCUGGGGGUCAAUGGGAUAGCACAGUGAUCGUGAGCCCUUUAGAAGUGACUCCAAAGAACGAUAGCGCGAUCUCGCCUUUGAUUGACACGACUAUUCACAUGCCAUCGGGGGAUGGUGCUAAUGCCGAUGGCACAAACAACCUACAACAAGCUGUGGUCACCGAUGGGAACACCACCAAUGAUAUCGCAGGAGAAGUGAAAAGAAAAUUGAGUGGUAGUGCUAUGAAGCUUCGAGAUCUGAUAAAAAAGCACACCGUCACUAAGAAAGCCAGCAUCCUCGCCACGGUUGGCAUCAAACUUCCAGAGGAAGCGCAGCUUGAGGAUGCGAAACUCGCCGUGGAGGAGGCUCAUCGAGAAUUGAAGCGUUCGCCGUCGCCAAGUCACACUGAUGCUGGGAGAAAAAGCCAGUUUAUUCAAGCUCGUAGGGAAGAUUUCGCGUCCAGAUCUGGAAUGAAGAAUGGAAACGAACAAGCGACGUUGGUGCUUUUGCAACAACAAGGUGGUCCGAGAACUUCUAAAGGGUGGAGUCGGGCAGCGUCUAAAAGCAAAGGCGGAAGUCCCGGAAGUGCGGACGAGGAGGGAAAGCAAGUUUAUUUCGGUCCCGACACUGUGUUGGACGCAGGCCCUGGUGGCAAUUCCCACGCUCGUGGUGCAGACGAAUUGGAGGUGGACCCUGAAGCCCUGAAGGAGUACGAUUAUAGGACUAUCAAAAAGGCCAAGCGCCAGGACGUUCCACCGUACUGGAUCAAACACCAGCACAAGGUCGAGGAGGAACUCGAAUUAGAGGCAGAGAGAGAAAAAGAGCGCGAGGCGGCAAAAGCCAAGGCAGGCUUCGCAGCGCGACACGGUCGCAAAGGGCCACCUGUAACCACAGUCAGAGACGUGAGGGGCGCAAAGAGACGCAUAUUAGGCCAAGAGGAGGAACAAGAUCACCAUCACGCGCAAGAAAGCAAGCGGAGGGCCGUCUACUGCUGCGAGUGCUUCCCGGGUUUGUUUCGUGAUGAUUGCGACAUGCUUCUACUGGGCUGUCACCCGAUGGAUUGCUGUGUACCAGUCGACGAGGAGGAAGAGCAAACGCAGAAAUUUGCACAGAAAAAACAGACUAAUAUAGAAGGCGAAGGGGAGGCGGCGAAUCCAGAAAUUGAGGGCGGCGAGGAUGUGGAGGUGGGCGCAGGAGAGGUGGCGAAACUGCGCGAAGAGAUAGUCGGAAAACAUCGCCCUCCAAAACGCGGGAUCGUCGGACGCUGCUGCCACUGUUUGGCCGAAAGUGCCACUACCGUUUGCCUGCACCUUCCCUACCUCUGUGCGAAAGGCGCCUGCAAAGCCUGCGUGAAAUGUGGAGAAGGCUUGUGCCAAGUGUGCGUUCCGUGCUCGUUAAAGUGUCUCCCCGGACCGCGGUGCGCGUGCGACUGCGUCGUGCGCUGCCACCCGCACACUUCCUCGCUUUGCGCC